Messenger RNA from Mucor velutinosus, 657 nucleotides. Its product is annotated as Peptidyl-prolyl cis-trans isomerase-like 4. The coding region runs from base 1 to 657 and encodes 218 amino acids. The transcript has 3 exons. The record is from RefSeq and is a predicted model, not a curated record. Lineage: Eukaryota; Fungi; Mucoromycota; Mucoromycetes; Mucorales; Mucoraceae.
AUGAAAAUCACAACAAAAGAUUCCGAUACAGCCUCGACAAGAGAUACAGUCAUUUCAUCACAUGAAGAUGCCUCUCCUAUGAGCAGGCAUCGAUCGCAAUUGCAGCAAGCACAUUCUGAAGAAAUCCUGGCUCAGCUCGAUCCGCCCUUCCUUGUCAAGACAAAGACUCGAGAAGAGAAAGAAUCAAUGAGGCAACAAUUCAAAAAGCAGGAAGAGCAGAAAAAAGAGAGAUCGGCAAAGAGCCCGUAUCAGCUGUUGGGCAAUAUUUAUGCAAAGUUUUCUACCUCUUUCAUGUUGGAGAAUAAAGCUGCAACUGCUAGAGAUCAUCUAGCUAAUGAACGAACAUUUCUGGCUUGGUUGAGAACAUCGCUAUCUCUGAUCACAGUGGGUGUUGCUAUUACACAACUGUACCAUCUUACCCCUCCAGGAGAGAAUAAUCAAGUAACUCAUGCAAAGGCAGGCAAGUCUUUGGGUGCGGCAUUUGUGAUAUUCAGCAUUGUCUUUUUGUACUUUGCAAAUGCUCGCUACUUUCACACACAAAUUGCAAUGACUAAAGGGCAAUUCCCAGCAAGCAGAGGUGCCGUCAUUUUUGGCUCUACCUGUAUCUUGGCUGUCUUGAUAGCCAUGUUUGUCAUUAUUGUGAUCGACCUUAAAUAG